AUCCAUAAAUGUUCAACCAAACUCAUGUGUAAAAAUAUUUAAGAGUGUGGGCUAUAUAGGGAUAAUUUUGACAGCGAGAGACACACAGAUUGAUUUUUUGGGCAGUAUAGUGUUUUAUAAUGGGGAAAAAAAGGAAGCAUCUGGACGGAGAAGAGGAUGACGCAGAAUAUGAUUUACCCGCUAAACAUAUGAAUACGAGUCACAUACGAUCUAACGAACGAAGACUUAUUGUAAUCCUCGAAGGUGCUCAGUUAGAAACUGUGAAGGUUGGUCCGGUGUUCGAGUUACUUAACUGUGAUGAUCACCUCAAUAUUUUGAAGAAACACAACCGGGACCCAGGUCGAUGUCGUCCAGAUAUUACACACCAAUCUCUAUUAAUGCUGAUGGAUUCACCAUUAAAUCGAGCUGGAUUGCUUCAAGUAUACUUGAAAACAGAGAAGAAUGUGCUGAUUGAAAUUAAUCCACAAACGCGGAUUCCACGCACAUUCAAACGGUUUGCCGGAUUGAUGGUUCAACUAUUGCAUAAAUUUAGUAUAAAGGCAAACAAUUCACCCCAGAAACUGAUGCGGGUGAUCAAGAAUCCUAUUACUAACCAUCUUCCUGUGGGAUGUCGAAAAUUUGCCAUGUCCUUCAGUGCGACCAGUGUACAACAUCCACGCGAAUUGGUUCCUAAACAGGAUGAACCGAUAGCUUUUGCUAUUGGAGCUUUCGCUCACGGUAACUUGAAUUUGGAUUAUACGGAAGGUUGCUACUCCAUUAGCAACUAUCCUUUAUCGGCAGCCCUUACAUGUACAAAGCUUUGCUCGGCUUUUGAAGAAUCGUGGGAAGUCAUGUAAGACAUGGAAAAAUGUAAUAUAAUCAUUUAAAUAAAAAGUUAUAUAUAAU
Messenger RNA from Sabethes cyaneus, 885 nucleotides. RefSeq names its product ribosomal RNA small subunit methyltransferase NEP1. The transcript has 4 exons. Gene Ontology annotation, cellular component: small-subunit processome; nucleolus. NCBI's taxonomy places the organism in Eukaryota, Metazoa, Arthropoda, Insecta, Diptera, Culicidae. The coding region runs from base 120 to 836 and encodes 238 amino acids. Gene Ontology annotation, molecular function: rRNA (pseudouridine) methyltransferase activity; rRNA binding. Gene Ontology annotation, biological process: rRNA base methylation. The record is from RefSeq and is a predicted model, not a curated record.